This is a messenger RNA of Oryza sativa Japonica Group (Japanese rice), 2567 nucleotides long. Its product is annotated as glycerol-3-phosphate dehydrogenase [NAD(+)]. Gene Ontology annotation, cellular component: glycerol-3-phosphate dehydrogenase (FAD) complex; cytosol. Gene Ontology annotation, molecular function: protein homodimerization activity; glycerol-3-phosphate dehydrogenase [NAD(P)+] activity; NAD binding. The record is from RefSeq and is a predicted model, not a curated record. Gene Ontology annotation, biological process: carbohydrate metabolic process; glycerol-3-phosphate catabolic process. NCBI's taxonomy places the organism in Eukaryota, Viridiplantae, Streptophyta, Magnoliopsida, Poales, Poaceae.
AUAGAUAAUAAGCAGCCUGUGCUUACAAGAUGCAUGCCACUGUCUUGGUUGCUACCUAGAACUGAAUUAUAGACCGAAGCUCUGAGGGUGAUGCUUACCGAACGAAGCAAGCUAGAAAUAUGUGUAAGAAAAGUUUUGCAGGGGAACUUCCAUAGACCGAGGGAAGAGCUGGUAGGACUUUGUACCAAGCAAAUCGAGGAGCGUCAAGACCGAGUGGCUUAGGUUGGUCCAUCGAAGUGGGCAAGGGGGAGAAACAAAUCAGAAAACGACUGGCCUGGCCUGAUGGUAGAAUCCAUGUUGUGUCUGCCUCUCCUGUGGGCGCUCCAGAAACCAAAGGGGGAUCACUUUGAGUAAUCAUUCAUACACAAGUAAUCUUGCUUGAUGGCCAGUCAUGUUACAGACUGUAUCAUGCAGUUUGAUGCCUGUUUAAGCUAAGAGAACGGGGGUUUUCCUUCAGUUUGCUGCUUGAGAGAAAGCUUGUGACAGACAAGACGAAGAAAUGUCAUGGCUGGAGGCGGUUUGGGCCUUGAUGGUUUGGGCCGAGGAAGCAAAGAAGCCCAGCGAGAGGAUGAAGGAGGGCAAUCCUCCGAUACCACCGAGACGGGAGAGCCUCCACACCUGACCUCAGCAAAAGCAGCAGAUCGACAAAUCCUCCCCGCCACAGCCACCGUCCUCUCCAGCGAGUCUUCUUCUUCCUCCUCCUCCCGCUCGCUCGCAAGUGCCAAGACAGACUGCCAUGUCUCUAUCGAUUCCAAUGGUCUGUUGCUGAAAAGGACAAUCUGGUAGAGCGGCUCGCACGAUACAGACACAUGCACUUCUUGGGGAUGCUCGCCCCUCCUUCCUAGUAACAUUCUUCACCCCCCAUUUUCUUUGUUUCUACUUCUCUUUCCCUUUCUUGUGCUCCCUCCCCUCCUCAAUCCGUAUAUAUAAGCUAGCUGCUCGUUCUUGUUGGCUCCUUCUUCCUAUUAUUUCUUUGUUUGCUCCCUCCCCUUGCUGGUUGGCUGGCUGGGUCGGUCGGGUUCUUUCUUGAUCUGCAUUUCGCCCUCCGCCACCGGGAUGGAGAACGGACACGCCAAGAAUCUUGUGGCCGUCAUCGGCAGCGGCAACUGGGGCAGCGUCGCCUCCCGCCUCAUCGCUUCUAACACCGCUAAGUUGCCCUCCUUUCAUGAUGAAGUAAGGAUGUGGGUGUUUGAAGAAAUAUUACCAACAGGCAAGAAGCUCUCUGAGUCCAUUAACCAAGCAAAUGAGAAUUGCAAAUACUUACCUGGUAUAAAGCUCGGAGCUAAUGUAAUUGCUGAUCCUGAUUUGGAGAAUGCAGUGAAAGAUGCAAAUAUGCUUGUUUUUGUGACUCCCCAUCAAUUUGUGGAGGGUAUAUGUAAGAAGCUUGUGGGUAAACUAAGGCCAGGAACUGAGGGUAUCUCCCUCAUCAAGGGCAUGGAGGUCAAGAUGGAAGGACCAUGCAUGAUAUCUAAAUUAAUUACAAACAUACUUGGAAUCAAUUGCUGUGUCCUUAUGGGUGCUAACAUUGCAAAUGAGAUUGCUGUUGAGAAAUUCAGUGAAGCGACAAUUGGAUAUAAGAAAGACAAGGAAGUGGCAACCCGAUGGGCUAAACUUUUUACAACACCUUACUUCCUGGUUUCUGUUGUAGAGGAUAUUGAAGGAGUUGAAUUAUGUGGAACACUGAAAAAUGUCGUGGCCAUUGCAGCAGGUCUUGUUGAUGGUUUGGAUAUGGGGAACAAUACCAAGGCUGCAAUAAUGAGGAUUGGUUUGCGGGAAAUGCGUGCUUUCUCUAAGCUUCUAUCCCCUACAGUCAGGGACAACACUUUCUUUGAGAGCUGUGGUGUGGCUGACCUAAUAACUACAUGCCUUGGUGGGAGAAACAGAAGAGUCGCUGAGGCCUUUGCACGAAAUGGUGGCAAAAGGUCUUUUGAUGAGUUGGAGGCCGAGAUGCUACAUGGCCAAAAACUUCAGGGAGUGUCCACAGCAAAAGAAGUUUAUGAAGUCUUGACUUAUCGAGGGUGGCAAGAAUUGUUUCCUCUUCUGUCCACAGUGCAUGAGAUUUGUAUUGGUCAGCUACCUCCUACAUCAAUAGUUGAAUACAGAAUCCACUGAAUGCUGUUCUCUGAAGAUGUCAUCAAUAACAGUUUCAGCUUGCUAAAGGUCUUGAAGGACCUCUGCUUUCUAGUGGAGCAAGGCUCAGGAAAUUCUUCAUGUCAGUGUUCUUCGUUGCGGGGUCAUCAACUCAUCUGUCAGAUCUUGGACAUUUCCAGGCCUUCAGCAACAGUCCAUGCAAGAAGUCGUCAGAAUGCACUUACAUUUCACAUCUGUUUAUGACUGAUUACACAUUAUGCUCAUAUGUGCUUUAUUUUUUUAAUGAUACAACGCAUCAGUAUGUGAGCAAUAUAGUUUGCUCAUAUUUGUUAUCGUCUAACAGUGGCUUGUUAACUAUGUUGAGGUUUUAUAUUCACAACUAAAAACUUUGUACGCUGGGAAUACUUAAACCCCUUAACAGUUCAAGACUCCAGGCUGUGUUUAAUAUUAGUCCAACAUUUGCCUGAGAAUUGUUA